Exophiala viscosa is the source of this 1763-nucleotide messenger RNA. RefSeq names its product Snf7-domain-containing protein. The transcript has a single exon. The record is from RefSeq and is a predicted model, not a curated record. Gene Ontology annotation, biological process: late endosome to vacuole transport via multivesicular body sorting pathway; vesicle budding from membrane. NCBI's taxonomy places the organism in Eukaryota, Fungi, Ascomycota, Eurotiomycetes, Chaetothyriales, Herpotrichiellaceae. The coding region runs from base 217 to 1632 and encodes 471 amino acids. Gene Ontology annotation, cellular component: ESCRT III complex; multivesicular body.
AUACAUACAGACAAUAAGAUGAAAUCGUAGGAUAUUAAAGCCAUGCAAUGAUCAGCAUGUAUCAGCCUCGUCUGCACCCAUAAUCACCUCAGCCUUGCCGCCGAAAGCGCUUCUCCAACCCCAAACUGACGUAGUAAUAAACAAACUCCCACACAUGUGAAGUGCCUUUUCUUUCCAACCUUACCACAUCUCUCACCCCAAGCCGCACCCGCCCUCAUGUCCCCACUACUAGAAUGGCUGGUCGAGAACGAACCCUCCUUCCGGAAAACACGUCUGCCCUCCCUCUACUCCGAUCUGACCGUCCAGAAGUCAACCAACCCAGAAGGCUAUGCGGCGAACGUGACGGCAUGGGCGUCCGCACUGACACGUGCCUCAUUGGCAGGCCAACUCCCUCUCGAACAGCGCCUCAUCCUCCAGGCCUCAGAUGACCUGUUAAACGCGCUAGCCAGCGCGCAGUACGGUCGGCCGUCAGGCCUAGGCAGCGUGCUGGACGACUGCGUGCGGCAAGGCAAGAUGGUCGACCUGCACGACUUUCUGGCGAGUGAGAAGAGCAUCUACACACGAUCUUGGAUCCCGAGUCCCUGGGCGGUUCUAAGAUGGAGUCUGCGACAAGUCGGGAUCGUGGGGACAGGCAGCUACGAAGUCAACGGUCAUCUGAAGAAGGGCAGUCUAGUACUGGUCCCAGCACUGGAGGAAGUGUGGAAACAUGUUCAACGCCUACGCGACCGGAGCGCGCAGGGUCUGACCGACAGGAUCAUGAGUCGCGAGACGUUCCUGAAAGAGUUGAACGAUCUGAUCCGGGGCACAUUAUCAGAUCAAGACGUGACGGUCCUCCUGCGGUACCUGUCCCGCGACAAACAUGCGCUCAGCUACGACGAUGCCACCAUAAAAUUUAAAGCACCAGCAUCCACAACCCCAGAACCCAUAACGCAUGAAGACCGCUCCAUCGCAAACCUCAAAUCCCUUAUAUCCAAUCUCACCCUUCAAAUCGCCAAUCUAAACACCCGCAUCGCAACACUACAAUCCACAGCCCAAACGUUGGUCAAAAACGGCAACAAAGCCUCUGCCCUCUCGGCGCUACGCUCCAAGAAACUCGCCGAACAAUCCCUGGCCUCCCGCACCGGCACCCUCCACCAACUCGAGCAAGUCUACGCCAAGCUCGAAGCCGCAGCCGACCAAGUCGAGAUCGUCGCCGCCAUGCAAGCCAGUGCCGGUGCAUUGAAGACGUUGAACCACAAAGUCGGCGGCGUCGAGCGGGUCGAGGACGUCCUAGACACGCUGCGCGAGGAGAUGGGCAAGACCGACGAAGUAAGCGGCGUGAUUGCCGAGCCUCUAGACAACACCGCCGUCUUGGAUGAAGGUGAAGUCGACGAGGAGCUCGAGAGUAUGGAGCGCGAAGAACGAUCCAAGCGGGAAGCACUGGAAAGAGCAGAGAAGGAACGCAGAGACGCGCAAGAGGCGGAAGCUACGAGACGGAGAUUGGCCGACUUGGAAGGAAUCGAAACAGAGGCAAGAUCCAAAGAGCAGGCUGCAGACCCUGUCGAGCAAGGACUAUCAAGGAGUAUCGAGAAGAUGCAGAAGCUGCACCUCGAUGGGCGGCAACAACCCCAAGUCGCUGAAGGGGCUUCAUGAAGAAACAAUAAUGACUGAUGACAAACUUGGGAAGGGAUUCGAUUUCGCGGGCAUGCACUUACAAGCUGUGUACCAUAGACUUUUGUUUGGUAUGGUCUGCUAUAAGAUCAUAACGUGUGUGAUACAUGCUA